This is a messenger RNA of Drosophila ficusphila, 463 nucleotides long. RefSeq lists its product as uncharacterized. The transcript is spliced from 2 exons. The record is from RefSeq and is a predicted model, not a curated record. The coding region runs from base 15 to 356 and encodes 113 amino acids. NCBI's taxonomy places the organism in Eukaryota, Metazoa, Arthropoda, Insecta, Diptera, Drosophilidae.
UUCACCCAGCGAAGAUGUUCAAAGUUAUUUUUGUAUUGUGCGGAGUGUUGGCUGCCUUGAUUCAGGCUCGUCCCAGCUACUUGCCAAGUUAUGAGCACGUGGAAUAUGCUCCCAGUGUGGUGGGUUAUGAGAGUUAUGCUUUGCCAGCAGCUGUUUCCCAUCAGAGCUCCACGGUGGUGCACGAGAAGCGUCCCUACUGGCGACCCAUUGUGGAUCACACUCCGAUCCUGAAGACAGCCUAUGCUCCUGCCACCUCCAUCUCGUAUGCUCCACUGGGAUAUGCUGGAAGUAGUGCCGGAUGGUAUGAGCCCGGAGUCUGGGGAGGAGCCAGCUAUCCCAGCAUCUACCUGAAGUAGGGAAGUCCACAAGGGAAUAUCUCUCAAGAAAAAUCUCAUGUCGCAUAUGUGCUACGGAGCACUUUUAAAAUCUUUCAAAAUUAUAAUUUCACCGAAUGUGCACAAAA